Messenger RNA from Bombus impatiens (common eastern bumble bee), 7325 nucleotides. RefSeq lists its product as uncharacterized. Bases 1351 to 7113 code for a protein of 1920 amino acids. Lineage: Eukaryota; Metazoa; Arthropoda; Insecta; Hymenoptera; Apidae. The record is from RefSeq and is a predicted model, not a curated record. The transcript has 19 exons.
CGCUCGAUGGUGAGUACGUUAUAAUGCGCCGCGUUACGGGUAGAUCUCCUUUUACCGGAAACGAAGGAGAUUACUUGUCCGUCGAUUGAAUCUUGACACAUGUAUACGUGAUAUUUUGAAACGAGUUAUACGUCAUUCCACUUAUACGGAAAUAUCAAGCAAUGUAAAUUUUCUCAGUGCGUGACCGAACAAACCUGUGAACGUGACGACAAAACUUCGUUUAAUAAAAAUGCAAGCUUGUUGAACGUUUGGAAAAAGCGAUUCGUACGUUGAUCGGGUAUCAAGUGGAUCGUUGCGUGUGUUUAAAAAAUUCUCGAGCUACCGAUCGAAUGCAAGGAGAGCCGCUAGGUUUGUUAGGUUGCACAGCUUUAAGCCGGCCGGCGCCCGCAUUAAAGGGAAUAUAACCGAAGCGUAUAAGUCACCGGAUUCCGUUUCGAUUAUCGUUGUGUUGCGAGUUGCGACUCUUCUCCAAGUCGAAUUUACCAAUCGAAUGUCUGUAUCGAAUUGUCCAUGUUCUUAUCGAUAUCUUCGCGGUCUUUAUGCAAGCGAGGUUCGAGAAAACGUUAAUAGUGCCGAAAUGAGUACCUUGCUUCGAUACGAACUGAGGAAUUUCAAAGAACUGUAAGAAUUCUUAUUCGCUAAAUAUUUCGAGAUAUUCGUUGAAAAUGUAGCUUUUCGUGGUUCGUAAUCUCAAUACCUUCUUUCGACAGAAGGACGACAAUGCCAAACGAAGAUCCAUCUCCAUAAAUAUUUACCUGAUUUGUCCUAUGUUUAUUACUUCAUCUCGCUCGGUUCGGUUUUCGAACGUAUUAAGUUUUUAUCGUUGCGGAUCGAUUAAGAGAUAUUUGAUACGUGAAAACGGACAUUCUUGUUAUUGGCUGUUUCCAACGAUUUCGGGUGUUCGAGAGAGAUCGCGAGAGCCAUGUUCUUUGUUUUGGAGUGAAUGUGCGGAAGUUAUACGAACUUUGUUUACUGAUUUUGUUGUUUUGCUUGUUGCGUAUCUAUAAGUGAAACUCGAUGUCGCGCAGUGAAUAGUGAACAAACGAGUGAAUUACGGUGGUGUGUUCGAAUCGGAAUAAGAAUCAUAACAGGAGUAACGACUUCCGACGGCUCCGUUAUUACGACUUGGUGUUUUUGAAGAAGCAUGAUUUUUUGAACGGAUACGUUUUUUUCUUGGAGACAUCUCUCCAGGAUGACCAGAACCUGUCUUUACGGAGCGUUCGUAUAGUCGUCACAGUGGAGUUCUGCUUAAUCGCAGAAUCUACGAACGAUCUCGUCACUGCGGCGAACAGCGCGCUCUUAAUCCUCUAUAAUCUACUGUAACAUUCAGCCUCGGGAGGGGGAGGUUCGAUGUUGGUCCCUCCCGUGGCCCAAAGUGGGACUGGGGAUCGUCCCGUGGGCGACACGGGUGCCCGGGCCCAACAGACGUCCGGCCCUGCCGCGGCAGCAACCCUAUGGCCCUUAGCACCUGCACAGUCCAAUCAGGUUCCGAACCAGCAGUCUCAGGCUAUUCCACCCCUGGCCGCCACUCCCGCGCCGACUCACAACCAAGGUGUGAGUCGUUACGGGCUAUACUCGUUAUUCCCAGGGGGUGGCGGGGGCAGUUACGUCGCUGCCACUCCCACCACCCCUGGACCACCCACACCUGCGCGAGCUUACCACGCGACAACACACAAGGAACGAACAGUUUCAGAGAGCGUGUUUUCCGCGGCCGUUGGAGUUGGGGUGGGUGGCUACACCUGGGGUGCUCCCACGCCACCCCCUGGCUCACCCUACAGUCCCGUGCCCGUGACGCAGCUCGAGUUGCUGGCCAAAAAUUUGGCUAGUUUGGCUCCUCCGGGACAACAAGCGCUUAGUCUUCAAGGUGUUGGUGUGAACGUAGGCAGCUUGCAUCACGCUCAGCACACACAGCAUACCCAGCACACGCAACAUACGCUAAAUCUGACUGGUCUUCAUCAUCUUCAUCAUGGAGGCUUGCACCAGAACACUUUUUCCCCUCAAUUGUCUCUGGUGACCGGGAACGCGCCAACGCUGACGAUCAACAGCUUCUCGUCACCGAAUUCGACAGGGAAUGUGGUACCAACGACGGGAGUGUUGCUCCAGGAGUAUCAGUCGCCGACAGGUUCGACUACCGGAUGCUCGGUCGCUGUGAACGGCACUUCGUGCCCUACGAGCUCGACCUCGAGCGCGAUGGUGGUGCAGGGUGGCCAGAAUGGCAACCAGGUUGUCCAGGCCACUGGCAAGAAACGAGAGGCCUUCCUAUCGAGUCAAGGUCAGCCGGUGAAACUGGAGAACAAAUCGACGAGGCAGCCGUGUGUUUGCAGAAACAGCAACGGAAAGACAAAGGCGGUGCAUUCCGACGCAGGCUGCAGCAGAACGUUGCCAGUCGCCUCGUCUUGGAACGGACAGGAUGCAAACUGCAAUGGCAAUAAUAAUGGGGGUAACAACUUGGUAAAGAGGGAACCUUUGGCUUCGGUGCCUUGUCAGGUUGCCGAAGUUUCAACUUCUCUUCAUGCUACCACCACUUCCGUGAAAAUCGAACCUGUCCCACCGAAAUCAGAAAAUGGGAUCGUGGUGUCGAAUGCAGGAACCGGCGGUGUUCCGGUUGGGAUCGCGGUGGCCAGGCAGAGACUGCAGCAUCAGGAAACAUCCACUUCGAUGCGCAAUGUUUCCCUGAGUCAUCAUACUUCGCAUCACGCGAGCUAUCAUCACUUCCAGCCCGACAAUCUGGGUUCGAGCACGGCCAUGGCGGUAGGCGGCGCGACCCUGGUGCAUUGCGGAGGACCUGGAGGGGAGGACAGACCGGCCCACCUUGCCAUUCCCUCGGGAGCCCUGGCACCCUCGUUGAACGCCGCUCUUGGAUCGAGCCUGAAUUCCAGCCUGAAUUCCAGCCUAAAUUCCACGUUGGGCAGCAUCGGUGCGGCGGCUGCUGCAGCUGCAGCUGCAGCAAUGCCAAUGGAACCAGUUGGUUUUCCCCAAAUGGGUGUUGGUCUCCAAGGUGGUUUGCAGCUGGUCAGGGAUCCAACUACAGGUCACCUUCUUCUUAUCCAUGCUGCUGAACAAAUGCAACAAGCCGUAGUGUGGCCAAAUUAUUCGAAUCACAAUAACGGAAACGUCGCGCCACCGCCUCUCCUUCUUCCUCCUCCGCCGCCCUCGCUUCAACUUCUUAGCGACAUUGGAGGCGCAAGGCUAGUUCUUACGGAAAGUAAAAGGAAACAACAAAGCACUCUACCUAUCGUGAAAAUAGAGGCGGAUUGCGGCACCAGCCCUACGACCAUAAUCACGUCGACAGAAUCAACGAAGGCGCUGCAGACCGUAACUUCGAUGACCGGAACUCUUGUACCAGAUGCAUCUCUGGUGACCACGUUGCAUUAUUACCCUCAUACGCCUGCAUUAGUUCAAAUCAGCCAGGCCGAACCAACACACUGCAGAUCUCAAGCGACCUCACCGGUCUCGUGUCUGACGCCGCCGCCAGAGGUGACGACGAUCCACGCGAUCGAGCCAGCUGAAGUGGCGCCGAUAGUAGGCGUACAAGACGCGUCGAAUCAGACGGACGCACCGGAAUCCGAGGAUCAGGAGCAAUCUUUGAUCGAGGCAUCCGUUAAACAGGAACAAAGUUUGAGUCCCUGUCAACUACAGAAUUCUGCCAACCUAACCACUACCACUACCAACUUGACGAAUUUGACCAACUUCGAGAUCGUGGCUGCCUCGCCGGAGAAGGUGUGCAACGUUGUUCGAAUAACCACCACAACAACAACCGUAAAUCCAGCGGUCUGUAGCAUAGUGGGUAAAGUGGAUAAAGCGGAAAAUACUGUUAUCAACAUGGCAGAUUGUCCGAAAUAUUCUAUCACGAAGGAGUGUAGAAGCGUCACGUCGAUCGAUAGAACGAUCGAACACGUGGUUACACGGCAGAUUGAUAGGGAACAUGAUGAUAGAAAUCACAUGGAGGAGGAAGGCGAGCAACAGUUUGCCGAGGAUAGGAUAUCAUGCCGAGAUGUGAGAACUGGUUCGCGAAUUAUUGAAAUAACCGAAGAAAAUUGCGAUAGUUUUCAUGAGAAUUUGGAAUUCUUCGGAAGAAGACGAGAUCAUUCCUUGGAUAGACUCAGAGACAGGAAGAAGAAUUACGCUCAGGAAACUGCGGGUUCUGAACAGGAAAAAGAGCCAGAUACGAAGGUUACCGAUGAAAAGAGCGAGGCCGAAUUACCUAAACCAGGGGAAAUGUCGGCGACUGAGUUGCACAAACAUGCAAAUUCUUCGGUCGAAACGCCAGAAAUCAAUCAAAUUCCAAAACUAUCGGAGGAUCCGAAAGAAUCAAAAGUGGAGAUCGAUCCGAAUUACGAAAGUUGUGAGAAGAGCAGGGACGAGCGAUCGCAGGCAACCGUUCCGCGUCCACAGAUCAUUGUGAAGUCGUUCGAUAUGCCGAACAUCGAUUGUGACGAACAGGUGGUCGAACCAAUCGUGAUCAAACAGGAAGCAGAUGAAACAAUGUAUGAAGAUUAUUCAUACAGAUGCGAACCAACUUCAACCACGGAAAAGCCAAAGUGCCAGGACCUGUCCAAGAGGCACAUUGUUGAAAAGUCUCAUCCUGGAAUCGAAAACGUGGUGGAGAAGCUGAAGAAGAACGCAGCUGCAGCUUUACAAGAGAUGACUCCCCAAAAAGUGGACGACUCGAAGGAUAAGAACGCAGAAAAUCUUCGUUCAAGGAAACAUUCAGAAACAACACCGAGAAAACUAGAAAACGGUUUGAAAAAACACAUUCUAAGAUCCUGCGAGAACUCUCAGUUCAUGGAAAAAUAUGAAGUGGCACGAGAACUUGAGGUAUCUUUUUCGGAAAAUGCUCGUUCGGCUAAAGAUUCUCAGGAUGUUCCUAAUUACGUGACAACGACCGAACAUCCUUGCGAUUCUCCUACGAGUAGCAAGCAUCCCCUGCCCAGAAACUACUUCCUAAACAAUAAUAACAACGACACGAGAAACAAUAACGAUAAUAUGAAGUUAAACGACGAUAAAGAACCUGUCGUGAAAAAGGAGAAUGUCUCGCCGCCCGAGGUCUGUGAAGUGGAAAUGCAAUGCACGAACAAUAAUACGGUGACGCCUAAAAAAGGAAAAUUGGAACCGUUAGAAAACUCGACGGCCUUGACGUUUAAUAAUGAAACUCCCAAAUCUAGAUUAAUGAUUAAUCCUAAACCGAGACCUAUAGUUGAUAUUAGCGGAUUGGAAUUGCUGUCGAACAGUAUCGAGGAGUUGGAACGCUUGAGAUCAAAUGGUAAUAGAAAAUCUGAAUUAGAGAGAUCGGCUAUCAGGGGCAGGAUAAUUUUUCCUCUGGAAGAGCGCCUCAGCCACAAUAACAACGAGAACAGCCCUUUGGGGGUGUUGUGUGCUUUGGCAGAGCAAAGAUUUAUGGAGGAAGUAGGGGAUAGAACUCCCCGGAGGUCGAAUCUGGAGAGUUCCGAAGAAAUAUCUCAUGCUGGUAGACUACUGUUGAACCUGGGCAGAGCGAAUGUCCCAGAAAAUGAAACAAAGACAUCGGAAAAGAGAAAAUAUGUGGAAGAAAAUUCCGAAAACCUCAAGAGGCUCAAAACCGAUGGCGAGUUGGAAGAUGAGGAAUUUAAAUACGACUCGUAUUCCGAAGAUGAUGAUUUUGAUAAACAGUGUGAUGAAAAUGAGCGAGAAAAUAUCGUGUCUAUGGCGACUGAGAAUACAAGAGGAAGCAUAGAUUUUUCCGAAGAAGACGAUAUUUGUACCGACGACGAAGAGAAUGAUGUAUUAAAAGACGCUCCCCUUGGUACUAGUAAUCCUUGCAAUAAUGUAAACUAUGAAAGAAAAGAAGAUUUUGAGGAGUAUGAAAGAAAGGCAUAUGAACAGUAUCAUAGGAGUGAAUCUUAUAGCAGCAAGGAAUCUAUUGAUGAUAAUUUAUCGGAUUCUGAUGUUGAAAUGUACGACGAAAAGAUGUGUGCGGAUGAUAAAAUGGUGGAGAACGACGAAGAUUGCAAAUAUGAGGAGAGAAGACAUAUCUUGGUAGAAAAUCGAGAUUGUCACGAUUAUAGAAAUUUGCAAGCGAAACUAGACGCAAAGAAGUUUAUCGCUAGAAAAGGGCACAUUGAUAAUGACGCAGACUGGCCGAAUAUGGAUGCCAUGGAACUUGACAUGAGAGUCAGGUUGGCUGACAUUCAAAGACAAUAUAGAGAAAAGCAGAAGGAAUUGUCUAAAUUGAUCCCGAAGAAAGACGAAAAGAAGAGUCCUGGAAGACCGCGCAAGAAGAGCCAUUCUUCUAAUUCCGAUCACGGUCUCCUCACAUCCCCACCGACGCUAGAAUCGACGUCUUCACCCAACAAAUCUCCAUCGCAACCGUCCGAUGGAGCUCCGCAGCCAUUAGCUUCAGCUGUCCUAGCAAUGCCAAGAUGUAAUGUGAAUUUGGUAAAACUGGGUGAACAAAGGAGCCACAUUAAAUUACUGGAUAGUAUACCAAGUAUUCCCAUGCCCGUUGCACCAGUUGCUUCGCCAAUCACCGUACUACCAUCAAACAAAUUGCCGCAAGAGGACGACGAGAAAGGCGCAGGACGGAUCUCUGACAAAUGUAUGCAACUUGGAUAUGAUACAUCAUCUCCAGCACCUACUAUCGCGAGUUCUAGUUCAGCAUCGAAGAAACGGAAGGUUGGUCGACCCAGGAAGUUAAUGUGCUCAUCCGGAGGUGUCAGACACCUUACGGAAACGAUAGUUGCUAAGAAACCUAAGAGCAAAAGUUCUUUGGUGGGCUAUCUUUUGUCGAAGAAUAGGCAUCUUCAAACAAAAUAUGUGGGAAAAACUGGUUAUACUCCACUACCGUUCAAGACUGGGCUAUCUUCCAUAAAAUCUUCUUCCAAGAGUCACAAAUCGACAAAAUCAAAGCCGAAACCAGCGAAACAAACUCCUUUACACAAUAAGAAUGUGAUCAGCUCCAUUAUCGCGGAAAAGGCAAAAUUAAGUCAAGAAGUGAAAUUGGAUAAACAAAGCAAGAUGAAGCCGAAAUUGAAAGCUGAAGCGAAGGUGAAGACGUGGGAAGAUGACGAAACCAGCAGUAUUACUGAAAAUAUAUUGCCAGAAACCAUCGCGGAGGAACCAGUGAAGGUAACGUAAAGAAAAAGAUUUAAUUAUCAAACUAUUCAACAUUAGACAUUAAUAGAAAAAAAAGAAAGAGAAAAAGAAUUACCCCCUCCCAAAAAUUGAUCUUAUAGAUAUACGAAUACAAUUUCAGAGUACGUAAAUAGGAUAUUUUUUGAGGGUUAAUAAUUGAGAUAAAGUUAUACAGAACUUAUAUGUAAAAUUUUUUAGAGAAAGUAGUAUAAUUA